This is a messenger RNA of Ectocarpus sp. CCAP 1310/34, 1690 nucleotides long. Lineage: Eukaryota; Phaeophyceae; Ectocarpales; Ectocarpaceae. The record is from the annotation of a GenBank genome assembly.
AGAACACAGCUCUAUCGUCGUUUUCGUGCAUGGGAGCUUUCGACGACGGAUCUGGGACAGCUCGCUAGCCCUGAAGGGGGGAUUGCCACAUCACCACAACCAUGUCAUCGGCCGCGGAGGACUUUUCCAGCGUGGACCUGUUUCCAGGCACCAUGACGGUGUACGGAGCGUGCAGGCCGGUGAGCUCGUACGAGCGGCUGAACCGGAUAGGGGAGGGAGCCUACGGCACCGUCUAUCGAGCCGUCGACAAGCAGACCAAUAGCAUUGUAGCUCUGAAGAAGGUAAUCCUGCACAACGAGAAGCAGGAUGGGUUCCCCCUCACAUCUCUGCGGGAGAUCCAGCUCCUGAAGCGGAUCUCCCACCCCAGCUGCGUCCGCCUGCUGGACGUUGCCGUGGGGCGGAGGCGGGAGAUGGUGUUCCUGGUGUUCGAGUACUGCGAGCACGACCUGGCCGGCCUCCUCGACUCCACCAAGAAGCCCUUCUCCGAGUCGGACAUCAAGUGCAUCAUGCUCCAGCUGCUGGACGCGAUCGAGUACCUCCACAGCCGGUGGAUCAUUCAUCGGGACCUCAAGAUGUCCAACCUGCUGUAUAACAACCAGGGCCAGCUCAAACUUGCCGAUUUCGGGCUUGCGAGAACUUUCGGGCACCCCGUUCAGCCCAUGACUCCGAAGGUGGUUACGCUUUGGUAUCGGUGUCCGGAGCUGCUGCUGGGGUGCGACACGUACUCGACGGCGGUAGACCUGUGGGCCGCGGGGUGCAUCCUCGGCGAGCUGCUGCUGGGCAAGCCCCUGAUGCCGGGGAAGACGGACCUCGAUCAGGUUCACAAGAUUUUCAAGCUGCUGGGUGCCCCCAGCGAGCGAAUCUGGCCUUCCCUGCUGGACUUGCCCAACGUCCGAUCGGGCAAGAUUGACGUGCUCGGGGUUUCGCACCGGUACAACACUCUCGGGGCUUUGCUCCCUCACGUCGGCAAGGAAGGGGUUGACCUCCUCAACGAGAUGCUCACCUAUGACCCAGACAAGAGAUUAUCGGCGAGACAAGCCCUGCGGCACCAGUACUUCUUGAACAAGCCCUUGCCAAAGAGCAAGGACGUCAUGCCCACCUUCCCCACCCGACAUGGACCGGAGCCGGCAAAACUGAAGAUGUCCUCCAAGGGGCUGGAGGCCUCAUCCUCCUCUUCUUGGGCAAUGGGCGCGAGCAAGCGCAAGAGCAGCAGCAACAGCGCUAGCCGCAGCGGGAGAAGAGGAGACGGCGUGCUUCCGGCGGCGAGUGGAGAGGGACGACCAGCCGCGGUAGCCACGCUUACCUCCGCCAGCUCUUCUUCGGGUGCUGCUGCUGCUGCUGCCGCUGCCGCUGCCGCUGCCGCUGCCGCUGCUUCCGGCAGCAGCGGAGGCGCUAACGACGGCAACGGCAGCGCUACCGCAGCCGGGGGGGCACGCAGAGAAUACGCGGAAGAGUUGCGGAGAGGUGACGGCGAAGGCACUAGUAGUAGCAGAAGAGCUGCGGGGGGAGGGGGCAACGAGGAUUCGGUCCCCCUCAAGAAGCCGAGAAGAUAGCAACAAACGAAAUCAGAACAAUUAAAUCGAACAACAAAAGAGCGUGUGUUGGACGGACGGACAGGCUUUUUUCCCCUCUGUUUUUGUCGCCAAUCUUCUCUCCCCUUCCUCUUCGUAUCAUUCCAAGGGGCCUACAG